GGAUCAACCGUUUUCCACUGGUGUUCAAAGUGUGGGCAUAGGGUCAUUCACAAGAAUGCUUGUUGAUCCACAUUAUGUCAAUGACCAUCUCUCACAGUUUAGGUCUCCGGCCUCAUCGCCUAAUGUUGGAACCUCGACAAGCACACAACCACAAGGCAUUCUUGAUUCUCUUGACCCAAACAAUGUUGAUGUAUUUGGCGAUGCAGAGAUGAAUGACACUGAUGAAGAUGAUGAUGAAGAGGUAAUUGAAGCUCGUGAUAAGGCAAUUAAAGGAAGCGCCCCCACUUCAGACUUCAAUGAAGUGGCGCAAGUUGAUCCUCGUUUGAAUAACUCAUGGAUGUCUUGGUUAGGAAAUGAGACAUAUAACAAUGGGGGAGAAUUUGAGGUUGGUCAGCAGUUUGACUCAUUGCAACAACUGAAAGAUGCUGUGAAAUCUUACUCCAUAGCUAGAAAUCAAACAAUUCGAAUUGUGGAGGCAGAGCCAGAGAAAUAUGUUGUUGAGUGCAAGAGGAAAGAACAAUGUAGUUGUUCGUGGAGGCUUAGAGGAGUGAAAGAUCCAACACUCUCUACAUUUAAAAUUGUGAGGUACAACGGCCCUCAUGCAAGUAACUGUGUUGGUGACAUCGACUCGGGAGAUCAUAAGCUACUGACUUCCGAGUUCGUUUGCAAUGCUCUUCUAGAUGUCAUUCGCGUUGAUCCUUCAUUGAAAAUCAAGACAAUGGUGCAACUUGUGAAAGAGAAAUUUGAUGGAUUCCAAAUAACCUACAAGAGAGCAUGGCUAGCGAAACAAAAGGCAAUAAAACUCAUUUAUGGGGAUUGGGAGGGUUCAUAUGAACAGUUGCCUAAGUACAUGCAAGCUCUCAAGGAAUCAAAUCCUGGAACUGUUGUUGAGUGGAGGUUGUUAGAGUGUACGGUUCCUGGAACACAUGUUUUUCAACGAGUCUUUUGGGCAUUCAAGCCAUGUAUUGAUGGAUUCCGUCACUGCAGACCCCUUAUCACCAUUGAUGGCACUCAUUUAUAUGGCAAAUACAAAGGCACUCUACUCAUUGCUAUGGGAACGGAUGCCAAUUUUCAACUAUUCCCCCUUGCUUUUGCGGUUGUCGAAGGAGAGAACAAUGAUAGUUGGUCUUGGUUCAUGGCUUGUAUUCGUGCUCGAGUUACAGAUAGGAAAGGGCUAUGUGUGAUAUCUGACAGACAUGCUGGUAUUUUAGCAGCAAUGGAAGAAGUUGGAAGUGGUUGGGAGGAGCCCAAUGCCUACCACAAGUACUGUACACGACACUUGGCUUCUAAUGUGAACUCAAAAUUUAAAAGUGUCGUCAUAAAGAACCUCUUUGGCAAAGCAGCUACUGCAAGGCAGAAGAAGAAGUUUGAUUACUACAUCAACAAAAUUGGUGACUUGAAUGUAGAGGCCCGUAGGUACUUGAUGGAAAUUCCGUACAGUAAGUGGUCCAUUCAUCAUGAUGGUGGUUUCAGGUUUGGUGUGAAGACUACAAACAUGUCGGAAGUUUUCAACGGAGUCUUAAAGGGGGCUCGAUGUCUCCCGAUAACCGCUUUAGUGCAAAUGACCUUUUUCCGGGUUAACUCCUAUUUUGCAACUAGAAGAAGUUGGAGUACUAGAAGACUUGAAGAGGGCCAUGAGUUAUCGGAAAAGGCUAAGAAGACAAUAGAAGCCAACAUGGAGAAAGCCACGCACCAUGAGGUUGUUGCUUUUGACUAUGAUGCCAUCGGGUUGUAUCAGGUUAGGACCGGUCGUGGAAGAAGAAAAGCUGGUAAAGGUGGUAACUCCCACACUGUGAAUCUGUUGAGCAAGACAUGUACUUGUGAGAAAUUGAGAAUAUACAAGCUCCCAUGCUCUCAUGUACUAGCAGUUUGUCGUCAUAGAAGCCUAUCACAUGCAGACUUUGUGGAUUCUUUUUUCAUGACCGCCGAAUAUAGGCGUUCAUACGCGAAGUGUUUCGCACCAGUUCCUGAUCCUUGCCACUGGUCAGCUUACAAUGGUCCUACUACUAUUGCCAACCCAGAUUUGAAAAGAGGCCCAGGCCGACGGUCCACUGGAAUUCGAAAUGAAAUGGAUGAGCGUCCCAAUCGUGUGAAGAAGGCAUGCAGUGUUUGUCGGCGACCUGGGCAUAACAAGAAGACAUGUCCUACUCUUAUUGGUGGAUUUGGAUCAUCUGGGUCCCAUGGAGCCGGUGAUUCGUCCAGGCCCAGUUGAUCCAUCUGUUCUACGCUUGCAGACUUCCCAUAGGAGCCACGAUGUUUGGAGUGGCGUAGCUGAUAGAGUUCUCUCAGUUAGGGAGCAUAUGGUCAGCGUGGGACGUGAGUGGAGGGUAGAUGGCGGAGUACUAGAGUACGUUAGGCUUGCUGGGUUUUACGGUGUACAUAGGAUUUUGGGAGGAGGGUUUUUGCUUGAUCGAUCUCUUCUUACGGCGUUGGUUGACCUAGUUGAGGAGUUGCUGGGAGUUCGACCUGGCCAUGAUGAUAACGGUAAGCCGUUUCUGGAGGGAUCUACUUUGAAGUUGACGUGGCUCAGACGUCACUUCUCACAGAUGCCAGAGGGAGCUGAUGACUUGACAGUU
Messenger RNA from Chenopodium quinoa (quinoa), 2576 nucleotides. RefSeq lists its product as uncharacterized. The transcript has 2 exons. The record is from RefSeq and is a predicted model, not a curated record. NCBI's taxonomy places the organism in Eukaryota, Viridiplantae, Streptophyta, Magnoliopsida, Caryophyllales, Amaranthaceae. The coding region runs from base 56 to 2212 and encodes 718 amino acids. Gene Ontology annotation, molecular function: zinc ion binding.